AUGCCUUUUCGUGUGAACUCCACAAACUCUGAAGGCACCGCACCUAAUAUGCCCACCGACCCUCAUAUCGAGUCUGUGUCUUCAGAUCCCGCAAACCCCCGUUUUCGAUGCAAGGCUUGCUUAGGUCGAGGCAUGUCGAAUUACGAGCAUCACAUCAAAACACGCGCGCAUCAAGAAAAAGUUCGGAGAUUCGAGGCACAAUUGGCCGCCGAAGACCAACUGCUCAUUGGUUUAGCAGCGAAUGGCACCGAGCCGACCACAGAGGCCAACGCAAUGAUGGCGUCAGGACCCCUAUUCGAACCGGAUCCGAACCCAUUGGACACUCCCUGCGAUCCACCAUCGCCUAUCAGUUAUGCUCGAUUGCUAGACGCUACCGAGUCUCUUAUCGAUAGUUUGACGAAACUACCGACUGACGCAGAUGAUACCAAUGGUCAUAUUCGCUUCGAUAUGCUACGUCAGGCGCUGGAGACCCUGGACAACCUCGAAGAUGAAGAGAAUGAGGACGAGGAACUCGAGGAUGAGGAAGAGGAAACACGAGACCCAGCUGUUGCCAGAGUCAGAGCGCAAGAGGCCAUGGAUUGGCACCCGUUCAAAAACAAGGAACAUACAAUCGAUCAUGCGGAUCUUAGAUGUCAAGCUCCCAGAAUGGGGUACAUUGCGGGAACUGAAGGAGUAGUCCUUCGGGAACACCUCUAUUUGGAAUCAGUGUCAAGACACUUAUCACAAAUGAGCUGGCGAACCCGUUCGUCAUUCCCCAUAUGGCUUUUGUCCCCGAACUACCUCACGAUGGCAAGGUAA
Messenger RNA from Melampsora larici-populina 98AG31, 798 nucleotides. RefSeq lists its product as uncharacterized. The transcript has 5 exons. Lineage: Eukaryota; Fungi; Basidiomycota; Pucciniomycetes; Pucciniales; Melampsoraceae. The coding region runs from base 1 to 798 and encodes 265 amino acids. The record is from RefSeq and is a predicted model, not a curated record.